Messenger RNA from Clonostachys byssicola, 1296 nucleotides. The record is from the annotation of a GenBank genome assembly. Lineage: Eukaryota; Fungi; Ascomycota; Sordariomycetes; Hypocreales; Bionectriaceae.
AUGGAUAAGACGGAUCGCAUACUUAUUGUAGGCGCUGGGCUCUUCGGGCUGGCCACCGCUCGUCAGCUUGCUUCCGAAGGUCACCAAAAUAUUACUGUCAUUGAUCGGCACGUUCCAGAUGGAUCCAGCGUUGACAUCUCCCGAGUCAUCAGAUUUGACUAUGCAGACGAUGUUUACUUGGGAAUGGCGUUGGAUGCUUACCAGAAAUGGUCGAUAUCCCCCAAGUACAAAGAUAUCUUCUUCCCGUCUCCCUUUAUUCUCAGCGCCAACUCUAUAGGCUCUCUUGGACGGUCGUAUAUUAACAAAUGCACUGCAUCCCUAACCGAAAGAGGACUUCCUUGGAAGGUUCUUGAAGAUGCCAAAGCUGCGAAGGAAUUGUACCCAAGCUUGACUGGAACACUGGCCGAACCUAACUUUGUGGGCUACACCAACACUCAAGCCGGCUGGGUAGAUUCUUCCAAGGCUAUAAGCCAGCUCCGUGAUGACUGCCUCGAGUUAGGCGUAUCAUUUAUUUCCGGCAGCGCUGGAACGGCAGUGAAAUUCGAGGACAAAGAUGGCCAGAUUUGGGCAGUUCGAACGUUUGCUGGUACACUGAUUGAGGGCGAGCAUUUUAUACUCGCCGCUGGAGCCUGGGCAUCUAGUAUUGUGCCCUUCUACGGCUCUGUUCUGGCCACCGCACAAGUAGUAGGAUAUAUGCGCUUGACCGACGCAGAACUAGAGCGGUACCGAGAAUUGCCCAUCAGUAUCAACUUUUCCACCGGCUGGUUCAAUUUCCCACCCCAUCAAGAAUCAAAGCUGCUCAAGAUGGCCAUCCACGGUUGGGGGUACACUCGUUCUCCUGAACCGGAAGAAAAGGCCACAAUCAAGGCCGACGUCUCAAUGCCCCCGCUGAAGGCACCUCGUGAGCGAGCAAAUUUUGUUCCCAAAGACGGAGAGAACAGGCUGAAAGAAGGGCUUCGAGAAAUUCUCCCUGAGUUGGCGGACCGACCCUUCGAACGGACUGCGGUCUGUUGGUACACCGAUACUCCCUCUGGCGACUUCAUCAUGGAUUUCCAUCCGGAUUACAAAAACCUCAUGGUAGCCGGGGGCGGCAGCGGACAUGCUUUCAAGUUCUUGCCAGUGCUGGGCGAAUACGUCACGUUGAGAAUGAAGGGAUUGCUACCUGAAAGCCUGGCCAACAAGUGGAGACUGAGGAAAGACUAUCAAAAUGGUUCCAAUCUUUUUGGGGGUGAUGGCAGUCGAGGCGGGCCAGAGCGGCAGAACCUGUUCUCAGACGAGAUCAAACCUAGACUAUAG